UUUGUUGGCAGACAUUAUGUAAAAUAGUUGACUACAAGACAUGUUUCACAAGAAAACACUUUUGGCACACUUUGUGGUCAAUUGGUGGCGAAGAAGUGGUCAAACAUUUCGAUAUAACUAUAACUCGAAGACGAGUCACUCUUUGGUCGAAAUUCAAAAAUGUUGUGAUAUUUUGAGGAUUUCUUACGAUUUCAAUGAAUUAGAGCUAAGGAAUGGCUAUUUGGAGAGCUGUCGAAGAACUCAUCCCGACCUCAAUCUCCACCAAAACGAUGAUACGAAUGGAGAAGAAUUUGGUGCCAUUAAGAGUGCCUAUCAUUUACUCAAAGAAUAUCUCAGAACUAAAGACAAUGAGAAUAAGGAUUACUUGAAAAGAGUGGAAGAGGAGGAGGAAGAAGAGGAGGAGAAUAAGGAGAAGCAUAGAGUGGCUCAACACCGGCAGUAUCUGUCGAUGGAUGGCGUGGGCUUUGGGACACCGACUGAGAGACAGAAGUUCUUCGAAAAGCAUCGACUCAUGAAAGCCACGGAUCGCGUCAAUGAGUUUCAGAUGAAUAAAAUCAAAUCAGAUUAUCAUUUGUCUGAAAAAGACUUGAUUUCUAUAAAGAGCUCUAAACUCCAAAGAGAUGCCAAAGUAAGACAAGGAAUCGACCGUUUGGUUGAAGAUUUAAUCCAAGAGUCCAUAGCUCGGGGAGAGUUUGAUAACCUUCCGGGUUAUGGGAAGCCUCUGAAGGAUCGACCGGAAUAUCCUUAUUUAGAUACAACUACUGUUAAAUUGAAUGAAAUCCUAAUAAACAAUGGUUUUGUUCCCGAAUGGGUUCUUCUCGAA
Molecule: messenger RNA, 823 nt
Organism: Oppiella nova
Lineage: Eukaryota; Metazoa; Arthropoda; Arachnida; Sarcoptiformes; Oppiidae
Source: the annotation of a GenBank genome assembly